Molecule: messenger RNA, 2253 nt
Organism: Cyclocybe aegerita
Lineage: Eukaryota; Fungi; Basidiomycota; Agaricomycetes; Agaricales; Hemipholiotaceae
Source: the annotation of a GenBank genome assembly
AUGUCUUCUUUCUGUCCGGUGGCUCAGUCGACUGUCACCUUGUCGAACUCAAACCAAUGGAAUUGGGACGAAAGAUAUUACCUAGAAGAUGGAGAUUGCGUACUGCUGGCGGAAAACACUCUUUUCAAAAUUCCCAAGGCCUUGCUCGUCUGUCUAGAGAGACUAGCGUCCAAUGCUCCAGCUUUUCGGGCCAAGUUUGGUCAUCCAAAUGAUGCAGGGAGUGUCGCGCGCUUUUCGGACGAGAGUCCACUCGAGUUUCAUGAUUCCACUGAUGAUAUCCGUGCACUGUGUUGGGCACUGACUGCGUUCCCUGCUACAAUUGCGGCCCAAUGCUAUCCUUCAACAGUUCAGAUCGGGUGUAUCAUUUCCAUCUUUCAUGUGGGGCACAAGUAUCGAUUGGACAAAUUCGAAAAGUGGGCUGGGGAUCUGCUCACAAUAUAUAGUGCCAGGAACGACUGCGAGAAGGUGUUUGAAAGGUGCACCAUCGACCAAUUAAAAAAGGUCCUCUUCAUUGCCUCUCAUUCGACCUCGACUCCAACACUAGUUGCGGACAUCACAUCACUCUGGUUUGCCAAGCUCAGCAUGAACCCUGCCUUGUCUACCAAGGACGCACUCGAUUUCGCAGAACGCACUAACAACAGGACUAUACAAGGACGCAUAUAUUAUCUGGAAGUCGAGCGCAUGCUACUUCCAGAUUGCGCCUGGGAUUCGAUACCACCAAUCAUCCGAGUCACCCUCCCCAAGAACGAAUUCAGCGAUUCGCAAUCACUGCAGCUAUAUCGUGGCUUCUUUCUUCUGUCGGCCUACUGGGAAGGCCUCAAAACACCGGGAUUUUUGAAGGAUACCACACAGGGCCACCAAAAUACCUGCCUUAAAAAUUGGCAUUCUAUGUGGGAGCAUAGGGACAUGGCAGUCCUUGCUCCUCUCAAGCGGCUGCGCGCAUUUUACUCACCAAAAGAGGCCGACAAUACUGGUAUUAUUAGUUCUGAUUGCGAGUUCUGUGCCAAGCAUGCAAAUCACCUACACCAACAGCUUCUCGCUGAUUUUUUCCUCGGUCCUCCGACCGCUUCGGGUCCUGGACACUGUCCGGUCCUCAAACGCCACCACAAUCGCCAGGUAUUAUCAAUCGUCUUUUACAAGGAAUUUAACAUGUCAGAAGAACCCCCAGCAAAGCGUCCAAGGACGAGUACUGCGGCAACAUCUACAACCGCAAGCUCACAAAGGGACUGGAAGAGGGACGAGAAAUAUUAUCAGGAGGAGGGAGAUUGCGUGAUUCUUGUGGAUAAAACAUUGUUUAAGAUCCCAAGGAUCCUCUUAACCCGAGCAUCGUCGGUCUUUCAGGACAUGUUCACACUUCCACAUGAUCCGGGAGUCGACAUGGAGUCUCUUCAAGACGGUAAUCCGCUUAGACUUCAUGAUUCUGUUGAAGAUUUCCGUGCCCUGUGCUGGGCUUUAACGGCCUUUCCCGCAGAAAUAUCAGCACAAAACGACCCUUCCAAGGUUAAAAUACGUCGUCUUGUCUCUCUUUUCCAUAUCGCGAACAAGUACCAAUUCACCGAGUUCGAGACCUGGGCUGGCGACAUGCUCAAGCAGUUCAGCUCCUUGAACAUCAAAUACCGCCCCGUCUUCUCACAGUGCACGAUCGAAGACUUGAAACGAAUUUUGCUUGUGGGGAGAACGACUUCCAAUAAUCAGCUACUCGCAAAUUGUGCCAGGAAAUGGCUUGACCGACUUGAGAAUGACGCAAGUUUAUCCACGAAAGAAGCUCUCGACUUCGCGGAAACGAUCUCAUACCGUUAUUUCGAAGGCCACAUAUAUUACCAAGAAGUAAAACGCAUGAAAGUUCCCCUUCAUACUGUCGACCCAACGACCAUCGCCUUCCCUCAAAAUGGUUUCAGUGAAGCUCAGACUCUUCGCCUUUAUCGUGGAUUUUGGUUACUAUCUGCCUUCUGGGAGAGUCUUCGAAAGCCUCCGAUCCAACAGAAUGACCAACAAGACCACAAAACCAACUGCUUGCAGGAGUGGCAGGGUAUGUGGUCGCGCGACGAUCAAAACAACACUCUCCUUGAUCCUCUCAAAAUUCUCCUGACAUUUUCUCAAUCCAAAGACCAGGCUUUAAAUAGGUCAAGAGCUGGCGUCUGUGGGUGCAAGUUCAAACAACAUGCGGACACUAUAUACAGAAAGCUUUAUGCUGCGAUGGCGGAUUAUUUCCUCGGUCCUUUACAUCGUCCUUCUGCCCCUCCCAACGUAUAA